Messenger RNA from Dreissena polymorpha, 729 nucleotides. RefSeq lists its product as uncharacterized. The coding region runs from base 1 to 729 and encodes 242 amino acids. The record is from RefSeq and is a predicted model, not a curated record. NCBI's taxonomy places the organism in Eukaryota, Metazoa, Mollusca, Bivalvia, Myida, Dreissenidae. The transcript has a single exon.
AUGAGAAUUGUUUACGAUUGUAGUUGUCGAAAAGUAACCGGAAGUGCCAGUCUCAAUGAUUGUUUAAGGUCAACGCCACCGGAACUCAAUGAUCUGACACUGCUUCUGAUGAAGUUUCGAAUAGGACAGUACGGUGUUGUCUCUGACAUAGAGAAGGCAUUCCUCAACGUUAUGCUACAUGAAGAUGAUCGUGAUGUCACAAGAUUCCUUUGGCUGUCGGACCCUACAGACCCAUGCAGUGCACUGACGACAUACCGUUUCCGAGCUGUUUUAUUCGAAGCAACGUGUUCCCCAUUUAUUCUAAGCGCAACAAUUCUGAAGCUCUUGACCCUGAACAAAGACAACCCAGCUGCGAGCACAAUCAGCAAUGACCUAUACGUCGACAACGUCGUUUCAAGUUUCACAUCAGAGACUGAUGUACUGAAGAACUUCCGCCAGGCACGCGAGUUGAUGGCAGCCGGCGGCUUUAACCUGAGAUCAUGGACGUCAAGCGAACUGAGGACUAUGGCAGAAGCUGAAGGUGUCGUAGACAGGGAUGCUGUGAUAAAGGUGUUAGGUUUGCUAUGGGAACCGGAAAUAGACCAGAUGUCAUUUAUCAUGCGCUCCAUAAAUUCCAAGGAAAAGGCUACUAAGCGUGGACUUUUACAGCAGACGUCGACGAUGUAUGACCCGCUUGGCAUGUUAGCCCCAGUCACCAUUCGUGCAAAGUUGCUGAUUCAGGACCUAUAG